Messenger RNA from Lotus japonicus, 2186 nucleotides. RefSeq lists its product as uncharacterized. Bases 98 to 1618 code for a protein of 506 amino acids. The transcript has 17 exons. The record is from RefSeq and is a predicted model, not a curated record. Gene Ontology annotation, cellular component: nucleus. Gene Ontology annotation, biological process: proteasome-mediated ubiquitin-dependent protein catabolic process. Lineage: Eukaryota; Viridiplantae; Streptophyta; Magnoliopsida; Fabales; Fabaceae. Gene Ontology annotation, molecular function: protein-macromolecule adaptor activity; protein binding.
AAUUACAUUCCUUCAGUUUCCAUCUCAAAUCCCUAAUUCCCAAUUCUCACUUCAUCUUCAUCUUCAUCUUCUUCUUCUCUGGUUCUCUCAGAUCUCAAUGGCGAUUCCAAAGCACAGGUCCGUCUUCAGCCACAUCGCUUCAAGGGAGCUCAACCCCCUCCAAGGUCGAAAACGACCUCACAUGGAUGCAUUCAAAUAUGGUUACUACCUUUACGGAGGUAUAGCCACACAACACUAUGCAGAAGACACUAUCCCUCUAUCAAUUAAGUUCGGCAAGACCUCAAAAUACGGUCACAUCUUCGCUUUAUCUGAUGAGGAUGGAUUCGUCAACUUGUUCGAUACUCGCCGCAAAUUCAACAGUUGGGACCAUGAACUAAACGCAGAGAAUUUAAGGAUUUGUGAUUGGGUUUCGCAUCGUAAUGCUGUUUUUGAUGUCUGUUGGAUUAAGGAGGAUACACAGAUUAUUACAGCUUCUGGUGAUCAAACUAUGAAGGUAUGGGAUGUUCAAGCGAAGAAGUGUCUUGGAGUGUUGGCGGGACACACUGGAAGUGUGAAAUCUGUGUCUUCUCAUCCAACUAAUUCUGAUAUUAUUGUCUCUGGUUCAAGAGACGGAUCCUUUCGUCUUUGGGACUUAAGGUGCAACUCAAUUUCUAAGACUGGAAGUGGGGAAGCGAGCAUAAGUUCAACGGCUGUUGUCGAAGGUGCACAUCUUUCAUCUCAAUCAAAACGAGUAACAAGGCGCAAGGCUGCCUCAAUGAGUAUUACAUCUGUUCUUUAUCUCAAGGAUCAAGUUUCCAUAGCCACUGCUGGGGCGGUGGAGAGUGUGCUGAAGUUUUGGGAUACUAGAAAUUUGAAAAGUAUUGUCACACAGACAUGUCCUCAUCCUCAGUCAACAGAAAAGCAAGUACAUGGUAUAACUAGCUUGUCUCAAGAUGACAGUGGACUUUUUCUUACAGCCUCUUGCAUGGAUAACCGAGUUUAUCUGUAUAAUACCCUUCAACUUGAAAAGGGGCAUUUUAAAUCUUUUUCUGGAUGUCAAAUAGAGUCUUUUUUUGUAAAGGCUGCAAUUAGUCCUGAUGCAUCGCACAUAGUCUGUGGUUCUACUAAUGGAAGACCCUGUGUUUGGCGGGUUAACAAGCCUCAAGACUAUAGUAUUUUGAAGAGUCAUUAUGAGGAAGUUACAGCGGUUGACUGGUGCUCCUCUGACAUAAACAAGUUUGCAACAGCUUCUGAUGAUCCUUCAGUUCAUGUAUGGAGACAAUCCAGUAGUAUCCGCACAAAAGAGACUCCACUUCCCCUCCGAAGAAGGAUAAUUAAUAUGCCUAGUUGCCACUACACACUGGUUUCAGAUAAUGAAGAAACACGCCGCAAGCAAGAUGCCGAGGCUUUUUUAUACAGAGAAGAAGAACCUCACCAUCAAACUGAGCCAGCCACUCCAAUCACACCACCUAAAAUGAACACAUCUGAAGGCCACAAGAACCAGCUCUCAUCAGGAUUGGAUCAAACUCUUGACUCUGAGAAAACUCCAGAGUCUGCCUUGAAGAGCCCUUCAUCUGUAUUGAACCCGCCAUCCUCCCUAAAAAGAACUAUCCGGGACUACUUCUUAGCAUCUUCAUGAUAGGUUCAUUAAACUAACUAAUUUUUUUGAUAAGUUAUUGCACAUUGUGAUCCUGUGUAAGGGAAGGCAAGAGGCUUGGAAUUUCUCCAACUAUGUUCUUGGGUUUUUUGAAAUGUAAAGUGCUUAGAAGUUUGGUUGUAGCAUAAUUCAUCCGUGAGAUUUUUUACUCCUUAGUUGUGAUCAAGCUAGGGAGACUAAAAGCCUUAAACAUAAACUGGACAUAUGUUUGUUUCUGCUGUUUUGGUAGAGACAAAUGGAAUGUUACAUAUAUACUAGAUGAGCAUGUAAAUUCUGACUCAUUUUUUUUGCAUCAGAAUUAGGCCAAAAAGUGAUGCCCCACUCUAAUAUCAUCGUUGAUGUAAUUGGUGAAUGGUGAUCUAUGUGAAGCGUGACUAGGGUAUAUAAGGUGCUUGGCUUGUGGCUUGUGCCUUGAGCUGAGGGUAAUGUCUUCACCAGAAGUGAAAAACUAAAUGCUUAAAGGUGUAAUGUACUUUGUUAAAACUCAUGAAAGUACUGAUUUUUGAACCUAGUUUUGCUUGCUCGGUGACCAUUUCGUGAGUAGAAAAUA